AGUGGAGCGGUGGGCCGAGAACAAGUUGAGGCGAUUGAUUGAGUGGGCCUAGGAUCUACUUCUCGAGAACGGGCCACGUGUCAGUUGGGGAGAUAGGAUAAGAAACGAGGGAGAGAGGGAAAUGAAAGAACACAGCGAAAACAGGGGAAAAUGGCGGGAGCGUUGUAUGGGAGCUUCGCCGUAACCGCCUGUGCGAAUGAUAGCCGUGGUAGUGGUAAGGAGGACGAGAAAUUGAAAGGGUCGAAGGUUUUGGUUCUGGGCGGGACGGGUCGGGUCGGGGGUUCGACCGCUGUUGCUCUUUCCAAGCUUUCUCCUCAUCUUUCCAUCGCCGUCGGCGGCCGGAACAGGGAAAAGGGUGCUGCGAUGGUGGCUACCCUGGGGAGGAAUUCUUCUUUUGUUGAGGUGGAUUUUGAAAAUGCGGAGUCACUGAAAGCAGCUUUGGAUGGAGUGGAUCUUGUAGUUCAUGCAGCUGGACCUUUUCAGCAGACUGAAAAAUGCCCUGUGCUUGAAGCUGCUAUAGAGACCAAGACAGCAUAUGUGGAUGUUUGUGAUGACACGAAUUACGCGUUGCGAGCAAAGGCAUUCAAGGAUAAAGCCGUAGCUGCAGGGAUUCCUGCAAUAACAACUGGUGGAAUCUAUCCAGGAGUGAGCAAUUUGAUGGCGGCAGAGCUAGUUCGAGUUGCAACAAGUGAGAGUGAGAGAGAGCCUGAGAGGCUUAGGUUUUACUAUUAUACAGCAGGCAGUGGUGGAGCUGGCCCAACGAUUUUGGCCACUAGUUUCUUACUUCUUGGUGAAGAUGUUAUUGCUUAUAACAAAGGAGAAAAGGUCAAGUUAAAGCCAUUCAGUGGGAUGAUCAACAUUGAUUUCGGGAAGGGGAUUGGAAGCCGAGAUGUUUACCUGCUGAAUUUACCUGAGGUACAUAGUGCUCAUGAGAUCUUGGGAAUACCAACAGUAAGUGCUCGAUUUGGAACCGCUCCCUUCUUUUGGAACUGGGGAAUGGAAAUCAUGACAAAUCUUCUUCCUCAGGAAUUCCUGAAGGACAGAAGCAAAGUGGGUGAAAUGGUACAAUUGUUUGAUCCUCUCGUGCGAACAGUAGAUGGUUUUGCCGGAGAGCGUGUUGCAAUGAGGAUUGACCUGAAGUGUACAGACGGGCGAGAUACCGUUGGCUUGUUUAGUCACAAGAGCCUCUCACAAUGCGUUGGUACUGCAACUGCUGCUUUCGCCUUAGCAAUCCUCGAGGGAAGCACACAGCCCGGAGUUUGGUUCCCAGAAGAGCCUGAAGGAAUUGCAGUGGAGGCAAGGCAGAUUCUGCUGGAGAGAGCCUCCCAAGGCACCAUUAAUUUCGUGAUGAACAAGCCGCCAUGGAUGGUGGAAACCAAGCCUAAAGAGCUCGGAUUGGGAAUCUACGUGUGAACAGAGUGAUGAAUAGCUGUUCCUGUAUAUGUCAAGCAAAUUUUUGUAUUAAUUUUAAUUAACAUUUUUCCAUUUGUAAUUAAGUAAAUUUGGUAAACUAAUCAGUGACAUUCCUAAUCCUUAAUGGAAGCGGAUAGACACUGGAUUCAUUCCUCCACCUUUCCGAAUAAGGAAAGGAAACAAUC
Messenger RNA from Linum trigynum, 1598 nucleotides. Lineage: Eukaryota; Viridiplantae; Streptophyta; Magnoliopsida; Malpighiales; Linaceae. The record is from the annotation of a GenBank genome assembly.